Messenger RNA from Frankliniella occidentalis (western flower thrips), 956 nucleotides. RefSeq lists its product as uncharacterized. NCBI's taxonomy places the organism in Eukaryota, Metazoa, Arthropoda, Insecta, Thysanoptera, Thripidae. Bases 211 to 804 code for a protein of 197 amino acids. The record is from RefSeq and is a predicted model, not a curated record. The transcript is spliced from 3 exons.
GAAAAACCUGGUGAGCCUACAGACAUCGACACACUAAAAAGAGCCAUUGCAACCCAACUUGUGGCCUUGUACAAAAUAUUUUUUGAAGACAACCCAGGUGUCCAAACACAUCCAGGGAGAAAAAUAUACAACAGUGUAGCUCAACAGGUUAAAAUAAAAUUUGGCAAGGCUGUUCAAGACACCAUUUUGGGGCGUGUUGUGGGAGACGGCAUGUCCAGUUUUGUAAGAAACUUUGAAAAUAGCGUUGACAAUAAAAUGCGCAAGUACUGCAGAGAGAAAAGCUCCAGAAAAGUGGUAAAGGGCCGUGGCACAGUGGGUGUGCUCAUUGAUAAAUAUCAGCCAACUGUGAGAAACACACAAGAGCAAGAGGGCAUUAAGGAAAGCAUGAAAAAUGAGCAUGGAGCUGACCCAACUGUUUGGGAUUGGGAUGCCAUCCACAAACAACUUACGGAGUCAUUUCCAUUGCAGCGACAGGAAAUUGUUGAUGCGAAGGAUGGUCUACUAGAACCACAACAAGCAGAUGCUGAGGAAGCUGAUGAACCGCCUGAAAAAAUGAUGGAGAAACUGAAGAAAAGUUGGCCAUUCCUUUUCACCAUGAAUGGUAUUGAGGUCCACUACAAGAUUUUAAGUGGAAGAGACUUAUCUCGUGAAGUGACUGCACACAUCACAAAUAAGUUGGACAUUGUAAUAAUGUACUUGACAACAUUGUCUCAUGCCAACAUCCAAAACUUGGCGCUGAAGAUGAGAGUGGAGCAAAUUGGCCAGUUUCACGAUACCAAUGUUAAUUUUUGUUGUGCAUUGUGAUGUUGGCUUGCCAUUUCAAAGAAAAUACUAGAAAGCUCUUCGUGCAAGUUGAGAAAACAGCACAUCCAUUAGCAUUUGAAUUCAAUGUUCUGGAAGAUCUGAAGGGGCUGUGUAUUGUUGCACUAGGUGAGUACCGAGCUGCACUGGUAACA